Perca fluviatilis (European perch) is the source of this 1662-nucleotide messenger RNA. RefSeq lists its product as uncharacterized. The coding region runs from base 620 to 1570 and encodes 316 amino acids. The record is from RefSeq and is a predicted model, not a curated record. Lineage: Eukaryota; Metazoa; Chordata; Actinopteri; Perciformes; Percidae. The transcript has 9 exons.
CACUUCUUCUUUCAAAAGACAUUUCAGUAAACUUGGUAGUGUUACACUUUCUUGGCUUCACCAAAUAUAUUCAGUUACAGUAAAUAUCCAAAGGAACUACAUUAAAGUCAACAUGAAACAAUCGUAAAAUAAUGUUUAUAACAGAAAAUUAUGAAGACAGAGCACAUACCACUUCUGCAUGUGCUUAACAGAAACAGCACUACUUUGUUGAAUUGUAGGAAUAUCUGAUGACAGGAUGUGAUAAAAGUGGACCCUAAUCUCAAAGCUUUACACAUCUAGAUCAAAUAUGUAUCUUUACAAAAGUCUAUAAAUUCAGUUUCUUAGGCGGAAAUUAAUACAAUGUAUAGUUUAGUUUCUAAUUAAUAAUGCGGUCAGGGAUGCAGCAAAUCUAACAUUCACCUUCCAAUGUCAAAGAGUGUGAUGGUUAAAUUGUACACUAAAACAGCUGGCUGUAAAUUUGCAAAUGAUCUAACCAAGGAACUCUUCUUCAACUCUCAUUCAACUUUUUAUCAGGCCCAACCAGACUGCAUGUUCUGCCUGCUGUCAAUUGUUUUACUCAUCACAGCAGAGUUUGAUAGACCAGAAGAGGAAACAGAAGUUGUUCCCCUUUCCUACAAAGAUGGCUGGUGGUAUCCGAUACUCACGUUUCUUAACAUACAGUGCUCUGCUGCUGAUUGGGGUCUAUGAUGUGAAGGCUUCCAGUUGUCAACGUGUCAUCCAUAAAAACGUUGGAGACACCGUAGAGUUUUCAUCAUGCUUACCAACUGAAGGGGUCACAACAGCAAGAUGGAAAUAUAAAGGAUCAAUAAUAGCAGACAAAGAUAAUUAUUCUGGAGAACAUCAGUUCAAAGGCAGAUUAGACCUAAACCCCACAAACUUUAGUUUAACAGUGAGAAGACUGACUCUCAAAGACUCUGGUAAUUUCAGUUUUCUCUCAGAGGGUGUGGCUGACAGCCAAAGGGGAACAGUCACUGUCACUCUGAAAGUUCAUGAGCCCAUAACUGUCAGAAUUGUUUCAAAUUCUACGUGGCACACCUUAAACAAAUCCUGUACAGUUUUGCUGGAGUGCCAGGCAACCUCUGACAUCAACAACAGUGACAUCACCUACAAAUGGGCCGUGAGGAAUCAAACCAUAGUAGGCCCCGGACUGGAAUACACAAUCAAACCUCAGGACCAAGACACCAAAUUCUCCUGCACGAUUUCCAAUGUUGUCAGCAAGAUGUCUGCAACCGAAACAGUGAAGUGUAGCCCACAAGCAUCAGUGUCCAACUCCUCAUCUCUUGUACCGUUGAUUAUUGGGCCGGUUAUUGUAAUUUUACUGAUUUUUCUACUGCUGCUCUCGCUGCUUUUUUAUACAAAGUUAAAGGAUCCAUGUUGUAACAGGGCCACCCAGUCUCAAACGGUCAACCAAAAUGAAACUCAACAGCCCGUGUACUCGUCUCUUCUCCAUGGUGAUGGUUGUGUCUAUGAAGCAUUGAGAGGCUCUAAAGAUGCCGGAACAGGUGAUGGUUGUGUCUAUGAAGUAAUGAGAGGCUCUGAAGAUGCCGGAACAGGUGGACCACCAAAUUAAUACAGUAAUCACAUCGCGAUCAAGAUCUUGACAAGCGGAGUAAGUGCACAAUAUAUAAAAAAAAAAACAUUCAAAUGAAUGCAAAAUAUGCA